GUCCAUCUCACUUUCAGUCCAGAGGUUUUGUGAGGCAAUCUAGAACCGUUUCUCGGUCCGCGAUGAAGGUCGAAAUUCUGCCGGCCCUGGCCGACAACUACAUGUACCUCGUCAUCGACAGUGAGACGAAGGAAGCAGCCAUAGUGGAUCCAGUUGAGCCCCAGAAGGUGGUAGACGCCGCCAAGAAGCACGGGGUUACGUUGACGACCAUCCUCACCACUCAUCACCACUGGGACCACGCCGGGGGCAAUAAGAAGCUGGUAAAGUUGCUGCCGGAUCUUAAAGUGUGCGGUGGUGACGAUCGGAUCACAGCUCUCAGUCAGCGAGUGACCCACAAGCACACAUUCCAGGUUGGCUGUUUGAAAGUGAAAUGCCUGUUCACCCCCUGCCACACGUCAGGACAUGUCUGCUACUACGUGACCGAAGAGAACAGCAAUGAACCACCAGCUGUAUUCACUGGCGACACGCUGUUUGUUGGCGGAUGCGGAAAAUUCUUCGAAGGGUCAGGAGAGGAGAUGUACCGAGCGCUGAUCGACAUCCUGGGGACACUGCCCCCCGAGACCAGGGUGUACUGCGGGCACGAGUACACCAUCAACAACCUGAAGUUCGCCCUAACCGUUGAGCCGGACAAUGAGGCCAUCAAACAGAAGUUAGCCUGGGCCAAGGAACGCUAUGAUCUCGGGGAACCUACUAUCCCGUCCACCAUCGGAGAGGAGUUCACAUACAACCCCUUCAUGAGAGUCAGAGAGACAUCGGUGCAGAAACACGCUGGACAGAAAGAUGCCGUUAACACCAUGGACGCCAUCAGGAGAGAGAAGGAUGGAUUUAAAGUGCCGAAAGACUAACCUCCGACCCAGCGUUUCACACGGACUCACAAGCAAGCUCCCGACACCCCUGUAGUAACAGCAGAGAACAGCAACGCAAGUAUUCAGUAAUAAACACACAGGUCUAAAAAAACAAAACUCGUUUAGCUUUGCAAAGAGAGUGUGUAGAAAACUCUUAUGUGGGAAUGACUUGUAAGAUUUUCGCUGUGGAUUCGCUGGUGUCUAAUAUGUUGAUUUCCCUCCCUCAAGUCUCCCAAUCGUGGUCUCGGGAUUGUUUGUUGCUAACACUGGGUUUGUACAGAGGAACAGGAGGCGGAGGCCAUUCAGCCCCUCAACCCUGUUCCGCCAUUCUGUUAGAUCGUGGCUGAUCUGUAGCUCAACUCCAAUUAUUUUGGCUAAUUCUUAAUGAUUGUGCAGCCUGCCCCUGUCCCAUUUGGAUUAUUAUUGGUCAAUUUGAUCCGUUCAAAAGAACCCAAAGCCUGGCUAUUUCCCUUUCCACCUGGAGGAAUUAACUAGCGGCAAACACAGGGGAAAGAAAAGAAGGUUUUUGUCCUGAGAGUGACUUACAGGUGAAGCAGCAACAAUAACCACCACAACAAAUUACAGGCUGAUUGUGAAACCUGCGCUUUCUGUCUUGAUGAAAUCCCAAACUUGCUCCCAAACCCGUUUGUUUAUUUCUGAAGUGUUUUGCAGAAAGAGGAAGCACUUUAUGCCGUAAGCACUUUCCAGGCGCUGUGACGAUCUCUAAACGUAGACGGUACUAAAGGUGAACGGGGGAAACUACUGAACACUAACAUUGUGACGAGGAGAGUGUCUGGUGAUGCGGAAUAAAUUGCAUUAGGGCCUCUUAAUAUAAACCAUCUCUGACACCCGUGUAUAUAGCAAUUGGGUGUCAAUCCCCUUUGCAGUGCAGUAUGUCCCGUGAAGGGCUUUGAGAUGUCUAAACGACGUGAUGAGGCGCUAUAUCAAAUGCAAGGAUUAUUAUAAUUAUUAUUAUUAAUAGGCCUGAUGAUGAAUCUGUACCCAGAGACCUGUGCGCUCAGACUUGUUCACAUUUAUUCCAUAACCUGCAUCUAAAACCGACCCGAGAGAAGAGAUUGUUGCUUCCUCACCUCUGUUCCUGAAGUUCCGUGCUGCCCGCCGGCUGUGUUAACGCUGCUGCUUGUUGUACUCCUGUCUCCUGUUAAUUAAUGAUCUUUUAGAGAAAGCGUCUAUUUUUAAGUUAUUUAGAGUAUAUAAUUUGACCAAAUAAAAUGGCUUUUACGGCAUUUACUG
Messenger RNA from Callorhinchus milii (elephant shark), 2099 nucleotides. RefSeq names its product hydroxyacylglutathione hydrolase (gene hagh). NCBI's taxonomy places the organism in Eukaryota, Metazoa, Chordata, Chondrichthyes, Chimaeriformes, Callorhinchidae. Gene Ontology annotation, molecular function: hydroxyacylglutathione hydrolase activity. Gene Ontology annotation, cellular component: mitochondrion. Gene Ontology annotation, biological process: glutathione metabolic process. The record is from RefSeq and is a predicted model, not a curated record.